AUGGCUUCUGCUGAUCCCGGUAGUUUUCACUCGUCUUCUAAUUUUGACGAGAAUGUUUCAUUUGUGGGUAAGAAUUUGCCCGCCAGACUGAUAGGUUCUCCACUCGAGGGAAUUCGAACUGUUCCGGACGAAUCUGAGGAAAUUGCAAAACUGAGACGGGAAAACUUCAAGCUUAGCCUUUUAUGCUACAAGUACGAACAAAUAUACCAGAAGGGCUUGACAGAUGAUCCAGCAAUGCGCAUUACUGAUCUCGAAAACGUGAAUUCUCAGUUGGUGGAUCAGUUGAAUGUGAAGGCUCGCCUACUAGAUAGCGCUUCGAAAAUGCUAACUUCUAUGAAAAAUGAGAACGACCAAUUACGUGCGGAUCUUGAUGGAUGGAUAAAAAAAUUUGAGUCCUGUGAAGGGGAGUGGAGAAACAAAUAUGACCUAUUGACCCUCGAGUUUCAGGAACUAAAAUCAUCUCAACGAAGAGCUGAAAGUAGAUGUGAAAUAAUCGAGAAUGAGUCUUCUAGACUCGAAACUACCAAAAGAGCGGAAAUUUCAGCUCUCCAACAGCAGCUAGUCGAUGCUGAAACAAAAAUUGCUAUGCUGGAGGCAGAGUUGAAAGCAUUCCCCCGUGAAGCCGUAACUUUUUCGCAUCCAGGCAAGGCUCCUGCUCCCCGUUUCUCCGAUAUGGAUGAUAAGGAGAACGUUUCCUCUACUGCUCUGGAAACGCUGCGGGAUCCACUAACAUCACCUAACAUAGCUGCGGAUCAAAGUCUCCGACGCCAUAAUACAUGCCAGGACACGAUCAAGAACCUGAAGUAUGAAUGCGAGGCCUUGAAUGCGGAGUUGACGGCGUGUAAACAGCUGCUCACCGCAUCGGAAUCGAAGCUCCAGUUGGUGAUGGACCAAUUAGAAGCUGAAAAGGCCUCUCAUGCGAAGAAUUUGGCACAGCGGAACGAAAUUGAGCAAGCUCUGCACAGUCGUAUCAGCGAUCUUGUGAGUGAUCGGAACUGCCAGGCGAAUUUAAACGACAUGCUUUCAGCUCAGUUGGCUCAGUUGAAGGAACACGAUGAGCGGAUCAAACGGGAGCACCUUCGACAGCUUGAGACGUUGGAUAGGAUGCUGCAGGAUCGCGAACGUGCGAUCUACGAGUUGUCUACUCUAGCAAGUGGCAACCAACGCGAGGCAGGAGACCCUUCAUCUCAAUGUCUACCCGCUCCAGAGGAUACAGCACCACUUGAAGAGGUGACGCAGCUCCGUCACAAUGACUCCUCGACCAUAUUCGAUGUGACUGCGGACCAUCAAGUAACUGGCAAUCAGUCUGGUGACUUGGCAAAAUUACAACGCGAGUUAGCUGUACUGAGGGGCAGGUUGGUGGCUCAAGUUAAGGCGAAUACGCGGCUGAAAACGGCCUACAAUACUCUCUCGCAUAGCAUGAUUAAAGCCCCAGUCGAUCUCUCGCAGUCGGUCAAUCCGUUUAUUGCGGAAGCAACCGCUGCGAACGCUUCACGGCUGAGCUUCACAGCGGGUGCUAGCUGUGACGAAUCCAGCCUAGGAUUGGGUAGAGGGCUUUUCAAUCUUAGUAACAACAAAGCAUCCCUAGCGUUGGACAAGACCGUCUCUGAAUUGCAGGCUACUCUUGGCAGACUUGAGGUGGAAAUUUCAGCUGUGGAGUCGGAGAACGAGAAGGCGACUGUGGAGGCUUCAACCGACGCAGCCGCCGCAACUGCGACGGGAGCAGCGUCAUCACAGUCGUUAGAACGACUGAAGAGUCUGCACUCCCUCAUCAAGAAUCUCCUUAACCAAUUCGACAACAUGCGAUUCAUUCAGCAUUCCUUCCACGAGACGGUGAACCGCAGUCUCAUGGCAACGAGUAUGUGCAUGGAGGCGAGUGCUCAAAAGGUUGUGACCUCUGUCGGACUCGAGGAGUCGCAAAAUCGGUCCCUCCCCUCGUCCUUCUUCUGCGCCGCGGGUGCAGCUGAGAUUUCGGUGAUUCUUCCGCCUGAUAGGAGUUACAAGGAGGAGCGCGAUCCAGCAAAGGCAAUGACCGACGCCCCAUCGUUGAACCAACACGACAAUACCACCUUCAACCUCUUAUUACAGUACCGUCACCACGGCCUUCAAGCCGAGAUCACCGACGAUCUCCCCGACACCUCCACCUCCUUCUCCUGCCACAGUCUCGCACUCAGCGCUCGCACUGGCGACGUAUCUUGUAUGGAGGCGCACAACCGCCGUAUCUUCGAUCGCAUCUCUCUUGCUGUGGCACGGAUCCAAGAAGCCGUCGAUGAGUGGUCGGUCAAAGCUGCCACGGAAGUGCUGAUGGCUCUUACUGCGCCUGAAAACGAGGGCACUGCAGCUGAUGGCUCUGCUACCACCGCUGCUCCUUCGGUGCCUGUCGAUGAGGUUAUCGGGUUGGUGACACGGUUCGUCUCUGUGGUAUCGCGAGCCCAGACACUGGAGGUGGCCGAGCCAAGUGGUCUCUUGGAGUGGCGGGAUCUGGCGCACAAGUGGUUCUUGCUACUCAUUGAUGCCUUGCAGAAGGGAUAUGUCGUGACGGUGGCUGAGCACAUGACUGCCGCCCUGAUGCCAUGGAUUAGCAGUGACUCCCAGCUGGGGCUGCUUGAGCACCAAUUCAACGAAGGCUUUGUGCAUCUAGAGACUGCCUCGGCCGACGUUUCCGCUCCUCGCCAUGAGCAACCAACAUCAACAACAGCUGUAGCAGAGGCGCAGACGCCUCCACCGGCACCUAGCGUGCCACUGAAGGAUCACGAAGCGGCGCUGUCGAAGUACGCGGCACGUUGCGAGCAACUCGCGUCGGCUAACGCAGCACUGCAGGCUACGUACGUGCAGGUGUCGGAGGAGCUGGAAGCGGCCUACCGCAAGCAUGCUGACUCCAUUGCAGCUAUUCAGGCUGCCGCAGCGGCCAAGGAGGUGGAGUUUGCGGAAAUGGAGCAGAGCCUUAACCGAGCCCAGGCUAGUGCUGCGGAAUUGGAGGCAAGGGUGGUUGAGUUGCAGACCUCGCUAGCUGAAAAUACGGAACGCGCGUCCAGUCUGUCAGCGAAGCUGGAGGAGUCGCUAGGGGACCUUCUGCGCCUUCAGGAUAAGCUCACCGCUUCGGAGGCACAGUUGAGUGAAGAGGCCAGGGCGCACGAAAUGGCGAUAGAGGCGGUGACGCAGAAGUACUCAACUCUCCUUGAAUUGGCUGAAUCGAAGCUUGCGACCGCCGAAGACCAGUGCCAGGACCUUUUGGCCCAUCAGGAAGAGUUGAUGGCAGAGGUAGAGGCCAAGGAUGUCCGUGUCGUCAGCCUCGAGGCCGAUCUUGAGUCGGUUCGCAUGACCGCUGCUGAGACACAGGUGGCACUGGAUGCUCUCAGGCGUCGAGUCAUGGAUGCCGAGAAGAUCACAACUGCAGCUGCCACCAACACCACCACCGUGGCUGACGACGCCAACGGUGAGCUAGACGAGACCAUGCGAGAGAAGGCCCGCAAGUAUCCCGAGCUCAAAGCCAUCGCCUUCGAUCUAAAGGCGAGGUUGGGGAAGAGGGCAGAGUUGCUGGAGUCCUCAAUGAAGGAAACAAGACGGUUGAAGAGGAUUGUGAUGGACAAUGAGAGGCGCGCAAAGGGAUUCCUGGAAGAGUUGGAAAGGUUAAGGCAGCAGAUUUUGAUGAAGAACGCAAUGAUUAAGAAGCUGGAGACGUUGGCUCUUUCCUGUCAUGCGAAUGGUGCCUCUGCUGCCGAUGGAGGUGCUGGACCAUCACUUCCCAAAUCUGCUGCAGCGGUUGUUGUAACCAAGGUAGGGAAGAAGGACAACGAAGUUGACGUUGAAGCAGGCGUCAGGGCAGAAGACGACGCCUCUCCAUUGGAGGACCGCCGGGGCGUGAAUGAUAGUCAGAGCCCGCAGUUCCAACUGCGCUCUGUGGAAGAUGUCGCUGUCUCCUGUUGCAGAAUGAAUGCUGGUGGCUGUGGAAGUGAUGCUGAUGACGGUAGGAGGAGUGUCACUUUAUUUCGUGGGAGAUACUAUGCUCCUGCUGCUGCUGUCAGUGCUACUACCAGUGCUUCUCUUAUGUCGCCUUCGAAGGCGUACUCCCUACCCCAGUGCGUCGACGGAGUGAGCUCCUUGAUGGCGAAUAUCGGAGCAACGGUGCGCGAACUCUCCACCCGCCUGGAGUCCCAGCAUAUCACUUCCAUAGAGACGGAGGGAGAGGUGGGAGAGGCGAAUCAUCAGGUGGUGACGAGUGUGGAUACCAGCGCCUCCCUGAUGGACGAGCUCACUCUCCCCUCCACCACCACACCCAGCUCCCUCUCCGUCUCAUUCCCUGACCCGACUCAGCCUUUUGCGGCGAUUGCGGACUUGCAGGACUACCUGAACCGGUGUGCCGGCCAGUUGACCAGCCUCUUCGCUGCGCUGAUGCAACAGUUGGAGAGCCUGCUUACCUCUGUUCAAGCGCCCAACGCUGCUGGUGAAUGUGCGUCGUCGGACCACGCGAAAGCUCGCAGACUGAUUCGCCACAGUCUGGGUCAUUUCAGCGCACUGCUCAAUCGGCAUCCGACGAAUACUCUGAUCUCCCAUGUGGUGGAAACGCUGGCCCAGGCGCUUCGUCUUCUACACCACACUGCGGCUGCAUCCCUCACUGCUUCAUCAUCAUCAUCUCGUGGAAGCAAUGAUGGCAGAAAGGCAGCCUCGUCUUCCCCCCGCCCCGUGGUCACAGCAACUACCCCGACUUGCAGCUGUUCAUGUCGCCGUCGGUGCAGUCAGAUGGCUGCCUCGGUGCAGGAGCUGACGGCUCUGCUGACCAACACUGCAAAUGCGCUCUCCAGACGUGGCAGUCACGAGACGAUUGACGAGGUGACGGAGGUGGGGCGAGGGUCCACCACCUCCCUGGGUUUUAUCUCAACUGCUGGAGCUCGAUUGGAUUUUCCUUUUAUGCGUCCACUACUGACAAAAGUCACUUUCCCAGCCGCCGUGGAUUCAUGCAUCCAACUCGGCUCCUUCCACCCGCCUACCCGUGAAUCCGUCGGUACUCGACGUGGGCUGUACUUCCGUCUGACCACAUUAGCGGCUUCCCAGGCCUCCUACGCGCAAGAAGUUGAAUUGGACAGGAGACGCGCUGUUGAAACUGGUAGCUCCAUUCUUCCUUCGCAAAUACGGCAGCCGAGACAAAAUUACCGAUCCCGGGGUGGUGGCGGUGGCGGUAGUACCAGCAUUGGAUACAACUUAUCAAAAAGCUUGACACUAAUUACAAUUCCCAACCACACUUCGCCAAUAAUUGUCCAAAAGGCCGCGGAGGCUGCGGAAGGGGCAGUGGUAACAACAGCUCGGAAUAUGUUCGCCAUGUUGAAAUCGACCGCUCUGGAGGGAGGGCAUCGCUCCGCACCUACGUGUUUACCGACAACGCUGUGGCCACAGUUGGCACACGUGCAUGGUCACACAGGUGUCUAUCUCGGCCAACUGUAA
Messenger RNA from Echinococcus granulosus, 5439 nucleotides. Its product is annotated as Uveal autoantigen with coiled-coil domains and. Gene Ontology annotation, cellular component: cytoskeleton. Lineage: Eukaryota; Metazoa; Platyhelminthes; Cestoda; Cyclophyllidea; Taeniidae. The record is from RefSeq and is a predicted model, not a curated record. The coding region runs from base 1 to 5439 and encodes 1812 amino acids. The transcript is spliced from 30 exons.